AUGUCCCGCUUGAUGCCGCAUUACUCCAAGGGCAAGACGGCCUUCCUGUGCGUAGAUCUCCAAGAGGCGUUUUGUAAGCGCAUCAAGAAUUUUCAGAAUUGCGUGUUCGUUGCCAACCGGCUGGCACGCCUGCAUGAGGUGGUGCCCGAGAACACCAAGUACAUUGUCACAGAGCAUUAUCCGAAGGGUCUCGGCCGCAUCGUGCCGGAGAUUACCUUGCCCAAAACCGCCCACGUGAUCGAGAAGACGCGCUUCUCGUGUAUCGUGCUACAAGUGGAGGAGCUUCUGAAAGACGUGGACAAUGUUGUCGUCUUCGGUAUUGAGGGGCAUGCCUGCAUCCUGCAAACAGUGGCUGACCUCCUGGACAUGAACAAGCGUGUGUUCCUUCCAAAAGACGGCCUGGGCAGUCAAAAGAAGACAGACUUUAAGGCCGCGAUGAAGUUAAUGAGCUCGUGGGGCCCCAACUGCGAGAUCAGCACCUCUGAGUCGAUUCUGCUUCAGAUGACAAAGGAUGCCAUGGACCCCAAGUUCAAAGCGAUUUCGAAGCUGCUGAAGGAGACACACCCGAUGCCGAUCUGA
Leishmania mexicana MHOM/GT/2001/U1103 is the source of this 579-nucleotide messenger RNA. RefSeq names its product ribonuclease mar1. Bases 1 to 579 code for a protein of 192 amino acids. Lineage: Eukaryota; Euglenozoa; Kinetoplastea; Trypanosomatida; Trypanosomatidae. The record is from RefSeq and is a predicted model, not a curated record. The transcript has a single exon.